AUGAGUCUUGCUCACCUUACAGAAUCGGCAGAGGCGUAUAUUUCCGAGUUCGCAUACAAACCCUGGGUUCCAAUGGCGCCUGAUUUCCUCCCAUCCACUCCUAGACUCUCCAGCAUCCAAGCGGUUGAUACGCCAUCGCCGGGUAAAUGGCGCCAUCCGCAUUUGAAGGAAAUCGUUCAGAGGCAAAAUGCGGCGAGAUUCGGUGACAAAAACGUACGCAAGAUUGUGUGGAACGGCAUAGUCUUGAUGGCAACGGGGAUUUUGGGGAAGACUUUGAGGCAAUAUAUCAUUGCAUUCGGUUCGCUUUUGGAUAUUGCAAUCUAUCCCAAUGCCGUACUCUUCAUAUUCCGCUUAUUCUUCCUUGCCAACAUCGCGACCGCUUUUUACCCACUUUUCCGGCCCAAGGACGAUAUUUCAGAUAUCCCGCUCACACCUUCACAGCGGACACUUCUUGGACUCGAGCCAAACAACACUCGUCCAGCGACAUCCGGAUCUACCUACGUAACCCCUCCGCGAUACCGAUUAUCCUCGAGCUCACGGAAAGCAAGUCCCUUGUCUCCUAGCAGUUCCCCGCUGUCGGGGAGAGGCAGCCCCAUGGGAAGUCAAGGCUUCGACGGUUCUCUAUAUUCCCCAUCCCCCAGCCCUUUGUUCCAGAGAACGGUUGCUGGUGGGAACAGAGACAUGAUGCGGCGGCACAGCUUUGGUUCCUCAUCGUCUCUGGGUCGGUCUUCAUUGCGGGAUUCCACCACGUCUCUGUGGACCCCCUCCUCUCCAAGCCCUAAUGGUGGCAAGAAUGGCAAUGUUCUUGCAAAUAAAUGGCUUUAUGAGAGGACGCGAGCUAUCUCUCCUGGUGGCAGUGUUUUUGGGCGAUAA
Uncinocarpus reesii 1704 is the source of this 873-nucleotide messenger RNA. RefSeq lists its product as uncharacterized. The record is from RefSeq and is a predicted model, not a curated record. The transcript is spliced from 2 exons. Bases 1 to 873 code for a protein of 290 amino acids. NCBI's taxonomy places the organism in Eukaryota, Fungi, Ascomycota, Eurotiomycetes, Onygenales, Onygenaceae. Gene Ontology annotation, biological process: spindle pole body duplication; protein import into nucleus. Gene Ontology annotation, cellular component: nuclear pore transmembrane ring; nuclear outer membrane.